AAUGCGCCAAGGGAGAACAUUUGGGCAUCAUUCGAUUUCUGAUUUUGCAACGAAGACGUCGCAUCGGCUUCCAGCAAUAUCGUGUGCGGUUCGGUUCGUCUGCCAAACCGGUAAUAAUUCGAUUCGCUGUGAUUUUUCGUGUGUUGUCUUGCGGCUGCGAGGAAAACUCGGAAAAACCGCGGCGCUCAUUUGGCAACUGGCAGAAAUGCGCUGUUUCCUGCCUUUGGUGUCCCUGCUCCUGGCAGCGGGGCUCGUCCACGCGGAUGUCUCUCACCUGGACACGGAUCUGCAGGAGGAUGGCUAUCACUACAAGCAGCCGUCUGUGCCGUUUCCGCCUCCGGGCUCGGGAAAUGGCAUUGAGGACGGUGGCAGGCCAGGACCUUCGCCCUCGGCUCCGGCUCCUUCCUAUGGACCACCGCAGACGCAGCCACCUCGUCCCCAGCCGCAGCCAACUCCCACGGCUCCUGCCCCGUCUCCUUCGUAUGGACCUCCCCAGACGCAGCCACCACGUCCUCCACCGCAGCCAACUCCCACGGCUCCUGCUCCUGCCCCGUCUCCAUCGUAUGGACCACCGCAGACCCAGCCACCUCGUCCGCCGCCACAACCAACUCCAUCGGCUCCUGCACCAUCUUAUGGACCUCCCCAGACGCCGCCACCUCGUCCGCCGCCGCAGCCAACUCCCUCGGCUCCAGCUCCCUCCUAUGGACCCCCACAACCACAGCCUCCAUCCCCGCAACCUGGACCGGAGUACCUGCCACCACCACCCCCUGCACCUCCUGCACCCAGGCCACAACCCACUCCGCCACCACCCCCUCCACCCAGGCCACAGCCCACUCCAGGAUAUGGUCCGCCACCACCUCCUCCACCCAGGCCGCAGCCCACUCCAGGAUAUGGUCCGCCACCACCUCCUCCACCCAGGCCGCAGCCCACUCCUGGCUAUGGACCACCCCCUCCGCCUCCAGGACCUGGUCCCAAGCCUCCAGGACCACGCCCACAGCCGGGAUCUGAGUACCUGCCGCCUCCUGGCGAGAACGAGGUGACCCCAACUCAACCGCAGCCAACUGCUCCAGUGCCGGAAUAUGGUCCACCACCACCGUCAAAGCCUGCACCACCUCCGGGGCCCACUUAUCAGCCACGUCCGUCUCCACCUGCACCACCAGCACCUGCACCUGGACCCACUUAUCAACCACGACCACCAAGUCCGCCUGCUCCUGCACCAGGACCCACUUAUCAACCACGCCCGCCAAGUCCUCCUGCACCACCGGCACCCACUUAUCAGCCACGCCCACCAGCACCACCUGCCCCAGCACCAGGACCCACUUACCAGCCACGCCCCCCGGCACCACCAGCUCCUGCCCCAGGACCCACCUAUCAGCCACGACCCCCAGCACCACCUGCACCACCAGCACCCACCCAGGAGUACGGACCACCACCACCUACCAGUGGUGGCGAUGAAGCGGGCUCGCUGGGACCCGAUGGCUACAACUACAACAAGCCUGCCAAACCCUUUACCUUCUAGACAAGUACUCAAGUCCACUGUCCUGUGAACCACCAUUGGACCCACAGCCCACCACCCCAACCACUAAAAUCUUUUUCCAAAUAAAAAAAAAAUCUCGAAAAGCCAAA
Molecule: messenger RNA, 1626 nt
Organism: Drosophila gunungcola (fruit fly)
Lineage: Eukaryota; Metazoa; Arthropoda; Insecta; Diptera; Drosophilidae
Product: basic proline-rich protein-like
Source: RefSeq, a predicted model, not a curated record